Messenger RNA from Pipistrellus kuhlii (Kuhl's pipistrelle), 2524 nucleotides. It is a transcript of the gene TCHP, whose product is annotated as trichoplein keratin filament binding. Gene Ontology annotation, biological process: apoptotic process. Bases 134 to 1636 code for a protein of 500 amino acids. Gene Ontology annotation, cellular component: keratin filament. The record is from RefSeq and is a predicted model, not a curated record. The transcript is spliced from 13 exons. NCBI's taxonomy places the organism in Eukaryota, Metazoa, Chordata, Mammalia, Chiroptera, Vespertilionidae.
CCGGCGCGUCGCCCGAGCAACAAGCGGGGAAACGGCCGGCGGGGAGGCGCGGCCGGGACGCUGGCAGCCAGUUAGUCGGGGCCUGCGGGAGCUCGGACCCGGGACCCUUGGGGAACUGCGGGCGCGGAGAAACAUGGCACUGCCCACGCUGCCCUCCUCCUGGUGCAGCUGGAGGUUCCUGGACCAGCAGGUAGCCCGGCAGCAGCACCGAGAGCAGGAGGCCCGGCUGCGGCAGCAGUGGGAUGAGAACAGCCGCUACUUCAGGAUCUCCUCCGUCUGCAGCGCCAAGCUGGCCGAGUGGAGCUCCCAGGCCUCCUACCAGCGGAGCAUGCACGCCUACCAGCGCGAGAAGAUGAAGGAGGAGCAGCAGAGGCAGCUGGUGGCCAGGCGGGAGAGACUCCAGCAGCUCCUGCUGGAGGAGCAGGACCUGCUGGCCAGGGAACUGGAGGAGCUGAGGCUGAGCAUGACCCUGAGGGAGCAGAGAAUUCGGGAGCAGCACAGGACUCUGAAGUCAGCCCGGGAAGAGCAGAGGAAGCUGAUUGCGGAGCGGCUUUUGUAUGAACACUGGAGGAAGAAUGACCCCAAACUCCGAGAGGUCGAGUCGGACCUUCACAAGCAGCACGUGAUCGCCUCCUGGGAGACACAGAAAGAAGAGAGAAAGCAGCAAGAAGCCGUGGAGGAGGAAGAGAACAAGCGGUAUGAGAAUGAAUAUGAGACGGCCCGCAGGGAGGCCCUGGGACGGAUGAAAGCAGAGGAGGAGCGGAGGCAGCUGGAGGACAAGCUGCAGGCGGAGGCGCUGCUGCAGCAGAUGGAGGAGCUGAAGGUGCAGGAGCAGGAGGCCGCCAAACUGAAGACGGAGCGGGAGAACCUGCUGAGGCAGCGGUGGGAGCUGGAGCGGCUGGCGGAGGAGCGGGAGCGGACAGCGGCCCUGCGGCAGAAGGCGGAGCUGGGACGUUUUUUGAGACAUCAAUAUAACGUGCAGCUCAACAGACGAGCACAGCAGAUCCAAGAGGAACUGGAGGCGGACAAGCGCAUCCUGCAGGCGCUCCUGGAGGAGGAGGAGGAGACCCAGCGGGAGCACUCGGCGCGGCGGGAGCAGGCCCUGGCGGACGCGGCGUGGAUGCAGCGGGUCCUGGAGCAGCAGCUGCAGCGGGAGCGGGAGCAGGAGGCGGAGCUGCAGACGCUGCUGAGGGAGGAAGCCAAGGAGAUGUGGGAGAAGAGAGAGGCCCAGUGGGCCCGAGAGAGGAGCGCCCGGGACAGGCUGAUGGCCGAGGUCCUGGCAGGGAGACAGCAGCAGAUACAGGAAAAGAUUGAACAGAACCGACGGGCGCAGGAGGAAUCCCUCAGACACAGGGAGCAGCUUAUUCAGAACCUGGAGGAGGCCAGAGAGUCAGCUCGGCGAGAGAAAGAGGAGAGUGAAGAACUGAAAUCGGCCAGGAAGCAGGAGCUGGAAGCCCAGGUGGCGGAGCGCCAGCUGCAGGCCCAGGAGGCGGGCCAGCGGGAGGCAGAGGAAGAGGAGGCGGCGAGGCGGGCAGAGCAGCUCACCAGCGCCCGGCUGCAGCAGGAGGCGAGGACGAUGGCCGAGCAGGGGUACCGGCCCAAGCCUUACGGACAUCGCAGGAUUGCUUGGAACUGACGCCCUGGGCUCGGGGAGCUGAGCUGAGGCGUGAGGCCGUGACGUGCUGCCAGCCGACGGCGUGACCGGCCUGGCUGGUGCUGGGCCGCUGGCGGAGCUCCGCGCGGUGCGGUCAGGUUAAGAGGACGGAGGGCUGGACAGACGGACGCCGGCGGAGGCCUCCCCUGCCUGUCCUGGGAGGAAAGGCCACGGCCACGGCCCGUCCGCUCCGAGUGACGUAGGCUCCGAGUCCACGAGGGGUUACGAGCUGUGUCCACAGCGGGACCCAGCGUCUCCUGCCGUCUCGCCCUCGUGGUCAGCUCCAGGGACGCCUCCAGCCAGAGAGAGGAGGGAAGGUGCCUAAUUUUUUAAAUUGCAAUUUAAAUGUAUCCUAUUGAAGACAAGCGUGUGGCCCCAGAAGGAUCGCAUCUUGUUUUCUGAGAACUGUGAACCCUGAGACGGUCUGACGUGGUCCAGGGGUGCUUUCUGGAACGGGGCAAGAAGUGCGUCUUUCGGGGGCAUUUUGGUGGGAUUUCCAAUGACACUGUGUGGGGAGGGGUGGGAUCAGUCACUGAGCCUCAAAGGGCGCGCGCGCGGAUGGCUGAGCUCUUGAAAUGACACUUUGGACCUUUAGUGCCGUAGGAAGGUCUCGGCUCCGCACAGUCUCCGGAGAUUUAAGCGCCAGAGGAAGGAGGGGGCACUGACCUGAGGAAAUGAGGUCAGACUCACCAUAGACUCCUCUUCCCACGGUACCUCAGUGGGACAGUUCUAGACUAACCUGCACUUAGCUACAAGAAGUUCCUUGCAGCACGUUUUAUGACUUGCAUUUUUUGUAUCCUUCUAUCAAGUUUGUUUUCAUUAUAUUGUGUUCAAGAAUCCAUGUCAGUAAAUUAUAGCUGAUUACUGUUC